GAUACAUGCAUAAUAAGCGCGUAUAGGUUUUAAUAACGCGUUCUAGCCUCCCGCUCGACACUAUAUCGCGCCGUCGUCGUCGUCGCUCCGUAUCGUAUCAUAAUAAUAUUAUGAUUAUUAUUAUCAACACCAUCGUAUCGACGACGGCUAUAAUAACUGCUAGGUACAACAACCGCUCGGUAAUCGCAAUGUUCGUCCGUAACCGCACUCGACGACCGACUUUGCGGCUGUCGUUCCCAUUGUCAGGGCCGCCGUCGUCGUGUGUAUCGCGUUACCGUUGACGACCGCGACACUUCGAAUCUCGUCAAACGCGUUUUUUCGCCGCCGCCGUCGUAUUCGUAAUAGACCGCGAAAACGGACGUACACGACUCUCGGCCGCCGACCGUGCGAUGUGAUUUUUCGCCGUUUCGCCGAUUAUCAUAGAUAUUAUUAUUGCGUUUGUUUUUUUUUUUGUUUUUUUUUUUUUUUUUUUUUUUUUUUUGUUUUCGUUUUUCCAAAAAGGCGAGAACCACACCUAAGUUGUUGAACCGCGAUGUUUUUCGCGACCGAAGUGUCGUCGACGGCUUAUUGGACGAUGGCGGUGGCCGUUUUUUACGCGGCUCGUUUCGCAACGUCCGCCGCGCCACCGUCCCCGGACGAGAACAUCGAAAACAGUAAGUUCGGGUCCCCGCAUAAAACAACACACUUUUUAAUUCACCCGGUGACGAGUCGUCUGCUGCGUCGGUAUAUUGUAGUAUCAGUCUCGGGGAAGAAGAACUCUGGUCAAUUUUGUACGGUUUUUGACACGAGCGAGUUGAAAUGACGAUCGUAGUAUAAUAUUGCUACAUAUCAGCUGUACGCCUAUAAUAUAAGACGACUCAUGCCUCUUUUCGGCAAACAAUAAGUACAUCACGAUGACUUGGGAUGAUGCGUUUUUGUGUUGGAACAUACUUACAUUUAUGACGUCGUUUAGACAUAAAAUAAAAAACCACAUUAAAAUUGUAAAAAACAAAAAAUAAUAAAAAAAAUCGACUUACGCCGUGGGACCGAACAGUUAAAUUUUGCGCUUUUUAUCCAUUUACCGCGAAUCAACGCGAGUUGUUUUUUUCAAUACAGAAUUAGGUAGGAACUUUUUUUAAAUUUUUUUUUAUCGAUCUUACGUUAUUGUUGUUUUAAAUGAAGUCGACACGUCAUUAUUAUGUGUUUUUACACAAACACGAAUCUAUAUUAUAAUUAGGUACAGGUACGAUGUAUUUCGCAUAUCAUCACAAAAUAAAAAUAAAUUCAUAUAACUUCGAAUUUAAAAUGUUUAUAUUUUUUUUAUACUUGUUUAUUUAUCACGUGUUGCGUCUAUUUUAAUGAUGUGCACAUCGUAGUGCACAAUAUUGCAGAUAAAGAUAGAUAACAAGUAGGUAUACACCUAUUUAAUAGUUAAAAAUACAUGUUACUUAAUUCGUUUGCUUAUACAAUUUAUUGCCUAAGUAAAUAGUAUUAUUCAAAAAAAAAAAAGUGGGGGGAGGAUCAUUUCUAAUACUCAAUUAUCCAAGUAGCUAGACAGUUAAAGUAAAAAAAAAAAACAAAACAAACUGUCGCUUAUUAUUCGCUGCAUGUUACUAAAAUCGAGUAACUCGUUCAGUUUUGCGUUAUAGGUACCAAAUAACGUUCGAAUUUAAGGAGGGGUGGUAAUUUCAUUUCCCCUCCGCCAAAGUUGUUGGCAAUCAAUUAAUUAAGAAAUUGUAUAGAAACGAAGCGUUGGUAUUUAUUUCCAUACUCCGUUAUAAAUUGUUAUCCAAAAUUAAACUUCUGACAGUUUUAAUUUUUUUUUUUUUAUUUUGUUAUUGCGGUAUUAGUUACCCAUUUAUGUAUAGGUACUUUGUAUGCAAAACCAUAUAAAAUCUGUUCUUAAUUUUUUUUUUCUCAUUUUAGAUUCCGAGCGUUGUAAGAAAGCUAUCGGUUUUACUAAAAUGUUUAUUAUUUUUUCUUUGUUCUAGUCUGUGGACACGUUUUUUCUUAGUAAACUUACUUCGAUUUUUACGUGUAGCAACUUUCCUGAAAGCUCAAGUUGUCUAGAUGGUGCUUUAGAGGAGUCAUUUUUUAAAUAUUAGCACUUAAGUGGGAAAAAACGUAGGAAAACGUACAGUUUCACGAUUUCAUUAUUUUAUAAAAACAUGGAUGACGUUUUCUACCAGAAAAAAUGAUUUAUUCGAAAAAUCACAAGAUAAUUUUUUGUUGCGUUUUUCAUUUACUUUCUAACGGUAACAUUGCAAAACUUUUGAGCUUUCAAGUAAUUUUAAUUUUUGGAAGUGUUUUGCUGUAAUUUGGUUAUAAAUACACGUAGAGACUUGAAAAUUGGUAAUAAUACUUUUAUUGGACUUACCUAGACGUGGUAAAAUUUCCAAAAUUAUCGGACGAUUUUUUUUUUUUUUUAAUAAGCGUUUUAAAAUCAAAUUUAAACGAAAAUAGCAAAAAUUAUGUGUAACUGAACUGCGCUCAGAAUCGUCUUUCGUCAAGCAAUGGUUUAUCGUUGCUUAUAGAUUUAAAUGAAAUAACUUUAUUUAUUGUACCUUCCCAACUUCUCACUUCAAACAUUAGUCGCUCCCAUCCCCAGUAUCGGCUCUUUUUUUUAGCAUUGCAGUUAAUAAAUACCUAUUACAAUGAAAUACGUUUUCGUUUUUCUCGUCUCGAAAAAUAAAUAUUUUAAAAUUAUACUCCGGGUUCGGAUUCUUAUUUCUUUUGGGUGCAAAUACAAAUGUCUGUUGUAUAUACAGGAUGAUUCACUAAACGUGCUCACCCCAUUUAUUUUUUGUUAAAUUUUGCAUAUUUUCAAAUCCUGAUUUUUGGAGUUUAGACUGAAAUUUCGUUCAAUAUAGAUAACAUCGACACCCACGCAACUAGGCUUAUCAAAAUUUUGAAAAAUGAUACUGCUUUCAAAUUCUAAUAAACACGUUUCACUAUAAUCACUAAAAAUUCCCAAAUACAGGUAUAUAUUGUAUAAUAAUAUUAAUACAACCAAGCAGAGGCGCCAGGUUUCGAAAAGGUUACGGGUGUUAAUUAUUUUAUAAACACUCACAAUAUCAAAAAAAAAAAAAAAAAACGAAUAUUUUCUCAGUUAUUUCUUCAUAAAUAAAAUUAGUAUUUUGAGGAUGACAAAUAUUUAUUUUUUUUUUUUCUAAUAUUAUGAAGCUAAUAUCAUGAGCUCCGUUUUACCCAGCUCAUGGGAGCUGCAGCCCUAAAACCCCCCAGUACACGGAGCCUUUGAAAACUUGUAUGAACAUAUUAUUUUUUUUAAACACGAGACGCCAGCUAAAUUACGAGGCACUGUUGGCUCUGUGCCCGUUUAGUUAACACCAAUUGUGUAACCCGCUAUAUAAAUAUAUAUUGUUCACGUCGCAAACUAUUAUGCAACAGGUAAAAACGAGAUAAUCAUCUGAUAUUGUUUCAGAAAACACUACGCUGGAUUAGAGGUUAGAUUUAUAACACCGAUAUAGAACACAAAAAUAUACCACUUCACCAGAAAAAAAAAAAAAUUGAAAUGUAUGCAUUUCAAUGUUGCAAUUUUAAGUUUUUAAAUAAUCAAAUAGGCAUAUCAUUGAAUCCAAUAUUAGUUGAGUACCUUCCUACAUUACGUAUGCAAUAUAGAAACCAUUUUUGUAACGUUUGGCUAUUUUUUUAGUUAUAAUAUCAAAUUAGUUUAAAAAGCUUAAAAAGCGUAGCGAGAGAGCGCUACGCUCGGAAUCUAAAAUAUAUCGAUGACUAAAAUGCCAUAAUAAUUGUACCUACGUCUAUGAAUACCAAAUUAUUUUAAUUAUUCAAAAUUCCAUCUUGAAUUAUGAUUUAUUCAUUUUUCGAUUUAAUUACGUACUAUUAUAUAAACCAUGCUAAUGAUUAAAUAGUUUAUAUAAGUUCAUUAAAAUAUGUGUACACUUCUUUUAUAUUAAAAAUGGCUUGUGAUAUAUGGUAAAAUUUAAAAAAUACCCAAUUAAAGUGAUAAUGAACUUCGAUGAACAAUAAUGGACACACAAUACAAAAUAGUUUGUGACGUAGUUUUUUUUUUUUUUUUUUUUGUCACUAUUUUUUUACCAUUCCUUUCAGAAUAAUCAUGUCACCUCUCAAAAAGAAAAAAAAACAAAAAAAUACGAAUAUUUUAAACAUAUACCUACUAAUUUUACCAACAACAAAUUAAAAAAACUUUGUACACCUAAGGUUUCAGUCUAUAUACAGGUAGGUACUUAGUCUAAUGUUAAAUUCGCAACUGGACAUGGACAAGUAUAACAGUGUCUGCACAGUUAGAAAACUGUAGUCGAUUGAACAUUUUACUGAAUUUGUCAAACAGCUAAAUUGUGAACGAUGUGCUCUGAUGUUAACUCUGGAGUGUUAAAAUAGGUAACAAUAAUGUGUGUAGAAUAAAAUACACAUGUAAACGUUUAAUCAAUACUUAUAGGCUACAGCAUACAGUAUAUGAAUAAUAUUAACUCUGAAGUCUGAAUAGCUGUUGAAUAAUUAAAUAUUACAUUAUCCAUUAAUUUAAAUUUAAAAUAACAUCAGUAUAUAGUUAAAUUAAAUAAAUUAAGUUCUGUACACGUAUAAAUGUUAUUUUGACUACCUUUUAUCACACAUGAUAAAAAAUUAUUAUAAUUUUGUAUACAUUUAUUUAUAAAUCCCCUUAUUGUAUUUAUAUUUCUUGUUCUAUAAUAAGCUUCUUUUGAUAUUUUCAUUUCCAAAUAAAUAUUUCUUAUACAUAUCAUUAGUUCUCGGAUUGUAUAGCAUUUGCUAACUGUUAUAGGACAAAGAUAAAAAUAGCAGGGUGAGCUUUACAUUUUGUUUUAUCCACCAGACUCUAAAUGUGAAAUUUUAUACCAUUUUUUUUCCGUAUUUAAAGUAGGUACCUAUUUUAGAUUUUUAGUAAUAUGUUUCAAUUUUUGAUGCUAUUUUUCUGCUAAGGCUAACAUACAUAACAUAAUGAUUUAUUUUGUAUUUUUCGUGUAUAAUAAACAAAAUCUGUAAUUUAUGUGUAACCUAACCUCAUAUUAUAAUCUAUUUUUAAGUAGCCUGGCGUAUUGUAGAGAUGUGUAGUUCACGAACGAAUUAGUUCGAAUGAACGAUUCUGACGAUUUAAUGAAUCAUUUGAACAAUUCAACAAACAACGACCGUUCAAUAUAGACGCAUGACCAGUAAAUCAUUUGAACGAUUCUUUUGAAUUUAUUAAUUUACGACUUCUUCACGAUUAAAAAAAUUAUUUUAAAAAUAAUAUACUUAUAUGGUUAUUAUAUUUAAAAACAAAUAAUCAGAUAGCAAAACAUAUCACAUUAUACAUAAUAUACAAAUUUUAAUUUUAGAAAUUUCCUCAUUCCCCAUUAUAGUUCUACAGAAACGACUCUAUUAAAAUAAUAUUAUAUGAUAAUUUGUUAAAAUAUUCACUUUUAUAAUUAUAUUGUAUAGAUACUAGGCAUGAGCAUGAAAUCCGAAUAUCAAAUUCUUAUCCGGUUUUUUUGAAUUAUCCGGAUUUGCUUUUUGUUAUCUGACUAUUACCCUAUUCAUUUAACAAACGCAAAACUACUGAAUCUUACAACUUAACGUGAUAUCUAAUGACGAAAAUUUCAAUUAUAAGAUUGGUUGUUAUAAAACGAAUUUAUUGCGUUUAUGUAAUCUAAUAAUAUGAGCUUUGUAAAUUAUAAUGUAACAAUAACCAUUUUGCGUAGAAAACCACACGGUGAUAACUGUUUGAAACUCGUAGAUAGGUACAUUUUAAAUACCUACUCGUAGUUAAACCUACCCAUGGUAAACCCACUGCAGUUAACUUAUCUUUACUUGACUAUUGAAUGAUUAUUGAAAAUGCUACAUAGGGAUUAUACAAUAAUAAUAUCGUUAUUGAUAUAAUUGUAUAAGUACGUAUACAUUUUUAUAAUUAAUCUGUUCUCUUAUAUUUAUAAAUAAAUAUAUUUAUAUAAUAAAAAUUAUUGUCAAAUAUCGAAAAUAAUCGAGUGACACCUUAUAACAAAAUGUGUAGAAUAAUCCGUGAAACCCGGAUUUAACAAAUUCGAAUAAUUCCCAUUUUUUAAUCAGGAUAAUAUGCCCAUCACUAGUGUAUACUGAACAAGUAUUUUCGUUUUUAUUGUUGUCAAAUAAAAAUUCAAAUUAUAUUUGUAUUAUAUGUAAAUCGUUGAAUUUAAAGAAAAAUUUCUACUCAAUUAAGAUAAGUAGAUUUGGUUUUUAGUACUAUAUUUUUAUUUGCUAGCACUAUAUUUGUAUUAUAAAUUUAUGUAACUUGCGUGGGGCCUAAAUGAGGAAUCGUGAGCCCCGCUCGCUCUGGCCUUAGGACGGCCCUAAUUUUAAGCAAUGGUAAACGAUAUGCCCCAUUAAACAGAUCAAGUUCAUAGAAAAUCUUUUAAAUUCACAUUAAUAUUUGUAUUUUAUUUUCUACAAUAAUGUUAUACCUAUGCAUAAGUACAAGCAGGGUUCAGGAUCGAGUAGUAUCUUAAUUACAUGUUUUAGACUCAAAUGACUCAAAUAUAUGUUGAGUAUCGUGAUACAAUUCUGUAAAGAAUUGAGCAUUUUGUGUUGUGAUACUGAAAACAAUGCUUCUAUAAUAUCGAAUAGGUAUCUGUCUAGAUAGGUAUUUAAGUAUCAUAGGCGCCCGAAAAGGAGACUAUCUGUGUCUCUUCCUCUUCUGGCUUUUCGAAAAAAUACAAACAAAUUAAAUUCGUACAUUAAUUAAAAGUAAUUUUAAGAACACGGGAAAUCUCGAAAAAACUGUUUAAUUAAAAAUCUUUUAAGUUGUAUGACAAAAAUUUGAUUUUGAUGUUGGUACCUAUCGAGGAUUUAGUAUUUAAAUAAGUACACAAUAUGAAUAUUUUGAUUAACUUGUUUUGCGACAAUUGUUACAUAGUAUUAUCUAAUAUCAAGGUUGGAUUAAGGGGGUUUGUAGUCCCGGGAUGCAAGACAAAGGGGGCCUCAAUAGUUUUUCUUUUUAAUUUAUUUUUUCUAUUCUGAGUGUAGCGGAGGCCGAAGAGGUUAUUAGUUUUACAAAGAUGUAGUUUUAUUUCGGAAAACACUUGCAUGCUUAGUAAAAAUACUUAAAUUUACGUACAUGUUAUACCUUAAAAGAUGCAGAUGUUCUGCUAAUGAUCAUUUCAUUUAAAACAUAUUUAUUGAAUUUUUCUUAAAUUUGUAUCCUUCGUUCUUUUUUGUUUGUUUUUGAAACUACAAGUACCCCUAGAUCGAUGUAUAGUAUUUUUUACUGAUAGGUAUACAAUGUAUACUAUACAUACAUAAUGACGUCAAAAUUAAAAAUAAAUAACACAAAUAAUGAAAUAACCUAAAUUAAAUCUGACUUAAAAAGAAAAAAAAUAAACAAUAUUAAUAUGUUAUAAUCGGAUCCAUUCGAUUUGCAGAAACGACCGCACCUGUGUAUUACUGCGACGACAGUUCGCAUUGUCCCAGCGGGCACGGGUUCAAUAGAUGUGAAAACCACCUGUGCAUGUGCGACGAGAACUUCUAUCGCGUGUAUAAUAGCACUUCCAACCAGUCUUCGUGUUUCAAAUGUUCGCGUGAGUCUAUGUUAUAAUAUUAAAUGUCAGUGUCGAUUAAUAUGAAAUUUUCCAACUAUUGGUCGUCUAGAAAAAAAACGAAUUAUAAUAAGUCUCCGGUGUUGUUAUAAUGGUGGUAAAUGCGCGAUCCGUUUAUUCGAAAACUAUUAUGAAUGGUCACAGAUUACUUUUAGUUUAAUAAUUGCAAAGGACACAAAUUUUGAUUAAGUCCUAUAGUCCCUCUUCUUUUAUUUUUCCAAUUUGAGCACUGUUAAUUAGCUAAUAACAAUAACCGUUGUUUAUGUAAACAGUAAAGAUAACUAUGUUUUUUUAUUUAUAAUAAUUUUGACCUCGGGCACAUCUGCGUCAUCGCGGCAAUUCGCAAGGUAGGUAUAUAUUUUAAUAUUAAAAUUAUUAUUACUCGUCAAACCGGCUAACCGUUCGGUAUAAUAUACUUACAUUAUGCAUUUAACUUAUAAAUAAUAAAUUUAUGCAAUCAAAAAUUAGUAGUAUAUUAAUUCAUGCAAACAUAUUAUAGUGUUUCAAGAGAGCUGUGCCCUGACUCAUUGCUGUCAAAAUUCGCAAGCUACGUUUUGCGUCAACAACGUAUGCAUGUGCAAGCCCGGAAUGGAAGACGAAUGCCUGUAAGUAUUUAUACGAAGUAAUACGCCUGCAGUGUCGAAUGUAAUCGUCAGGUGUACGUAAAUAAUAAUAGUCCGAGUUCACCAAGAUAUGUUCGUACACUAUUAUGAGGUCAGGGGGCGAAUCGGACCCUUUUUCCGAAGAUAACAAAAAUCCAAUCAGUUAAAUCGAUCUGGAAUCCUGUGAGCUGUGACCAACCCGUUUUUCCAUUUUCUCAACUGUUUUAUCUAAACCCGUCGUGGUUUUCCAUCGCCUAUGUUUUAGAUUUACACUUAUUUAAUAUAAAAUAUUAAAAAAUUCUUUGGGAAAGUUUAUAUGGUUUCGACCAACAGCCAGAUUAGGUUUCCGUUUUAUACUGACGUAGUCUUAACUUUUGGGUUUUUCUUUCGUGAUGGUUUCGGAAAUUUGUCUCCCUACUCAACUACGCCAGCGGGCCCAACCGACGACACUAUCAAUUUUUUUUUCAUGGUAUCGAGGAAAAAACCUUCGGCGAGUUUGAUCAGAACUUUUUAUGCAUUCGUAUGUGCGCUUUAGAAUAAAAAAAAAAAAAUAAUAAAACUCCGCUUUUAUUUUCGUAGCUGCAUUAUUUUUGUUCUUAACGUAUGUUUUAUAAUAACCGGCACAGUUCAAUCGUUUACAGAGGCAGGUACACGCCGACGCUGGGCAUUCAGCUGGCCAACACGCUUUCGGUGUCGUUCGCCUUCGUUUUCUUGGCAAUCACUUUCGUCGCGGUCGUUAGAAAAAUGUUCAGGUAAGUCUGGUCAUCGUAAAUACUAAUGUUGUUUCUCGCGGACCGCAUUUUAUUAAGUAUUCCGGUAUACUGUAUGGGUAUAAGUACUUAAAAUGUUUUAUUCUUUAUUUGUUUUUAACCAUAUCUGCUCGGCCGUUGGUUACGAGUAAUACGAGAUUUUCGAAUGGUUGUUUGUUUGCUCGAAAUUACGUCAACGAUAUAAUAAUAUUAUCAGUAAUCACAUAUAUACCUACGAAAGUACGGAAUUUUGGUAUUUGUUCGAUUUCGCUGGAGUAUUUAGAUAAUACUGGGUAUCUAGGAUGUAGCGCCAAUUUUUCAGUUGGCACGAGAUAUACACAAGAUAUACAACGGUGGUUGGAGGGUUCGGUCAGCGCUUAUCUGUGAAUUAUUAUGAAUUGUUUCCUUCGAUCAACACUAACUUCCUUUAUCUAGUAACUAUUAAUAUGUACCAUAGGUGUGUCCAGACCUCAUUCACAGGUCGUGCACAUCAGUGGCGUAUCCAGGGUAGAGGCUGAGGGGGAUAUAGCCCCCCAAAAUUAGGUUAGGGUUUGGCAAUAUGACCCUCCAAUGGCGACAUAAACUUUAUCAUCCAAUACAAACUAAACCGAUUUUUACAUUUUAUUAGAAAUAAAAAAAAUUUUUCCUUUUAUCGGAUAAAUAGACAACAUAUUUUAUGAAAUAGUAUUUAGUACUUAAAAACAUAAUUUUUAAUACGUUUUACAAAUAUUUAUUUUUAAAAUUACACAUUUUCCAAAGAUAUAUUAUAAUUCUAACCGUCGUUUUGUUGGUAUCAUCACUUUAAAUUCCCCAAUUACAUCGUCAUAAUUAAUAUUUUUUGUCGUCUAUUGUUCUAUAAAUAGAAACACUAAAGUAGAUACUCAUUAUAAAUGGUGUAGAAUCUGUCAUGUGUCAUUAUAUCACGAAGAACUAACCUACAGAAAUACACUAACAAUUAGUUAAAACAUAGGAAAACAUAGGUACAAAUGGAACGUUUACUAUGCUUAGAGCCUGAAAUAGUUAAAGAUAUAAAGUGGGAAGAGCUUAUUUGUGUAUAGGUAUUUAUUGGUUUUUACGUAUUCGUAUUCCCUUAUACAGGUUAUACAGAACCAUAAUAUUACUAUUAUUAUUACUAAUCCUCCGAUCUAGAUUCUAAACAGUUAUAUAUUAUCAUAAAAGCGUUGAAUCUAAUGUUAAAGUAUUAUGCCUAUCAAAAUAUUAUAUUUUUGAAUGUGUAUUGAAAAGAGACAGUUGCCAUUUGAAAAUAACGUUAAAAUGAAUAAGUUAAAACAAUUCCACAAUAGCCGAAGAAAAAAAUUGUUCGAGGAAACUACUAGAUUGUGAUAAAAAAAUGUAUUAUAUCGUAAAUAAAAUAAACGAAAAUUACAUUUCUGGAAAAUAAACAUAUCGUAUUUUAAAAUUGCGUAUAAAAUAAAAAUAAUUUAUAUUACUAGCUGUAUCAGUGAUUUAUGGUUUUCUCAGGUGCAGCUUUUUUAGAUGCGACUCGUUGAGCCGAGUUUCUAGUAACAGUUCGCUGAAUGAGUUCGUCAAGCAGAAAAUGCAAAACAGGCCGCCUGUCUACGACGACAUCGAGAAAGAUCGCAAAGUUCCUACAGAAAACAACGUGGUAAGUGCCAAAAAAAAAAAUAUUACUUUUACCAAUUAUUAUAACCCCCGCUUAAAAAAGUGAUACAACUGAUAAAACAUGAUUUUCCAAUUUAAAAACUGCAUAGGUCUAUUCUUAUUUUUCACCGAUAGAUGACGCAAAUGUCACUUUGGUUAUUACAAUAUUUUAUUACUUAAUAUAAUAUUAUCAAAAUUCAGUGCAACAACCUGAUAAGUCCACUUUAAAAAACUUUACACAAAAAGCAUAAUUUAAUUGGACUUAUCCAGUUUAUAGACCAAAUGUGACUAAAAAAAAGUCCUAAAAACCAGAUAAGUUCGGGCUUAGUUUGAAAAAAAAAGGGUAAGUAAUGCAAUCAACAAUUCACAAAAUUCUAAUUUUGUUUGAUCUCUGGUUUUUUUUAAUACUCUACUAGUUUAAAAAUUGCGUUUUACUGCCCAAUAUUUUUAUAGUCACCAGCUAAUUAUUAAAGUUUUUUUUUUUCGUUGUUUUGUGUAUAUUUUAUGUUUAUUAUCAAUCAAAACUAAGAAUGCACCUACUGACCUACUUUAUUUUUCAAACUUAUGACAAAACAACUGAUUAAUUAUACAUUUUCAAGCCUCCUCCCCAUCCCCCACCCCAUUGAAAAAUCCUGCGUACGCCACUGUUAUAUAGGUUGAAACUUUUUGUGUUUAGGAUUUUUCGGUCAUCAUAUAUAAUAAUAUAUUAUGUCAUCACACGAAACGUCAGUAUUUACGCUUGAUACGUGAAAACCAUGACAAAUUUAAUUUAAUUUACCAUGGUGAUAACCACAAACCAAGAUAAUAUAUGGACUGACAACGGAACCAAUUUCUUCGGUCAAAUUUCGAAACGGAGUUUUCGUGGAGGGGUAAUACAGAGUUUGAAUCAAAAAGAGAUAAAUUAUCACGUUCAUAAAAGUCAUAAUACUCAUUCACGCAGCGUAUAUUGUGCAUAGUUUAGGAAUGCGCCACUAAAAUCGUUGAGGUUUCUGUAUUCCCUAUCAUAAAAUUCGACUGCAUACCUGCCUUGUCGUUGCCAGUCCAUAUUUUAGUUCGCGCUCACAAUCAAUUUACAGUGUGCAAAGUAAAAUUCGUAUCAUUAAAUAAAGUGUUUACAAGGCGAUUUCAUUAAAACAAACCUCAAUUAAAUAUUCGAAAACUGAUGUCCAAACCACCGAGGCUUUGUAAGAAAAAAUUGUAAAAACAAAUAGAUUGUAAAUGUAUACUAUGCGAGUGUAUUUGCAUCUCGAAGUGAUCUCGAAACAUGCGUUUUUAUUUUUAUAAGAAUAGGUGUGCAACGUUCAUAAAAUACCUGUUGUGCAUGUCAACAAACGCCGGUAAAUGUCCGUAAAUUGUAUAAUAUUUAUAAAAUGCCAACAUUCACCAAAAUCGCUGGUAUAUUUCAACAUACAUACGCCUUUGUAAAAAUAAGAGCCUAUACUGCUAAUGGGUUUGCCACUGUUGUUGGAAGGAAGUUGAGAAGGUAUAAGGAUAAAUCAAUAGAGUAAUGUAAUUUUUAUCUGUAUAUACGCAACGAUAAAUUAAUGUUAACGAAAGUUCGGUUAGACAUAAUUUUUGAAAUCAUGCCGCGAUUUUAACGAUUUUCAUCAAGUUUUGAACUUUUACGCAAACGACGGUUUUACUAUUUAUACCAUUUAUUUUAUAACUUGUACUCUCACACAGUGCACAACAAGCGUAAUAAUUGUUCAUUUUUUCAAACGGAGAAAACUCCGUCGGAAAAUAUUACUCGUCCCGUUAUAUUUAACAUUCAUUCUGAACUAGGGGUGAGCAUUUUAUAUUAUCUGAUAGAUUUUUAAUAAAUUGGUGCUUUCACAGCCACCGCCGGCGUACAGCACGUUGAAUUUCGACCGGCCGUCUAUUUCAUCGUACUGUGGGCGCGCCGCCCGUCUGAACCCGACGUUUUCGAUCAGUGACGACGUGGACAUGCUGCCGCCGCCAAACUAUUCUACGUUCACCACGGUCACCAACCAUCACCAUCACCAUCCGGUGACCGGCCGGGCGGCCAACAACGAAAUCAUCCUCACGCAACCCAUUUACGAAAACAGUCCGCUGCGGCGCACGUGACUAUGAUAAAUGAACAUUUUUUUAUAUUUUUUUUUUUUGUCUUAAAUUAUUAAUGUGUUGCUGUAAAAACCCGAAAUCCUUGUGUCGAAACUAUAGAACACAAUAAUAUAAUGUACUAUAAUACCUGGUAAAAAAAAAAAAAAAAAAAAAAAAAAAGCACUAUAGUUACACACCUAUCAUAGACUUAAAUAUGGUGCUUAUGAGGACUUAGACCCAUAGAUAGAAAUUGGAAGCUAAGCCCUUUCAAAACGUAUCAACAAAGAAAUUAAUCGUUUCAAAUAUACUAAGUGGUCAGUAAUCACUACUAUAAAUAUAAUAAUUUGCAAUUAAAACAUUACAGUUGGAAUGCAAAUAAAAAAAGUACAGUUUUACAAAAAUAUCGAUCUAUGUAUACACCUAGAUAUAUUGUUUUGAAAUAAAUUAUUUAAAUUUGUGUUAAAUAUUCUAUAAUAUUACGUACAUCACGAAAUUGGACAUACAUUCAAAUUUGUACAAUAAAGUAUUUUCAAAUAUUAGUUCCCUCUAAAAUUAUUAACCCUCUCUAAGCCACCUCAAACCCUACUAAUAAUUUAAUUUAAGCUUUGAUAAUAUUAGGUUUAAUACCUAUUAGGCUUAAGCCUAAGUAUUUUCAGACUAUACGCCUAUUUAGAGAGUUCGGAAACGAAAGCGGUCUUUUUUAGUAUAUAAUGAGUGUAUAAUUAAUAAUUUUUAAGCAUACGUCUGUACGUUUAACAUUUUUCAAUUUGAACUUUUUUUUUAUUUUCGUUGAAAUUUUAUUAAAAAAAAAAAAAAUAAAUUCCGAUGGUCAUUCGAAAUUUGAAAAUUGAGAAAAUAUUGAGUUUUUGUGCAUUUAUACUAAGUUACUACCAGGUUCAAUUUAUAUAUCAUAAAUAUUAUAAUAACAAUACUAGGUAUAAUAUCAAUACAUUUUUAGAAACUAAUAUCAAACAAAAAUACAUCACAAUAUUAUAGUUACCUUAUAUUCGUCUUCUUUUUCUCCUUAUAGUGAAUGCAUAGAUAGGUGAAGAAAAAGUAGAAGUAAUCUACAGAGGUAAACUUGUUAGUAUUCGUCCCACUGUUCUAUAGAAAACAAUCUAUUCGAAAAUUCUUGCAUUAUAUUUUAAUAAACUUUUUUAGUAUUUUGCUAAAAAUGUUCUAUUUUGAAAAAAUACAGGAGUAGUCCGGACUUCUAGAACCCCUAUGUAUGGCCUUGGUUCUUGACAACGUCGUUAAAAUGUCUGGAUAUUGACAAACAAUUUUAUGUUCAUCACCUCUAUCAAAAUUAACCGUUAUUUUUUUUCGUCUUCAAAAAAACACAUUUUACAGUAUAUUUUAACAGUAACUAGCACAGUGAUAGGCCCUGCAGAUACCUCCGGGUAUAGAGUAUAAUAUAGGACAAGAAGAUAGGUUAGUAGUGAACCAAUAUUUCUGUGUGCAUAGGUCAACUUAACCAAUAGACGUAAAGUCGUUAAUCUGAGAAAUUUAACAAUUUUCACACAAAAAACUUACGCCGCCACGAUAAACUUAAGCCGAUUUACAUCACCGUGUAUACAACUGUAAGUCUUCACUCCCGUGAUGUACGUUUUUACUAUAACAACAGACUAUACACAUUAUACAGUAUAAAACCUAAUCGUUUGUUUGCAUUUAUAUUACAUUAUAUACUCUAAUUUAUACGGGUACCUUUUAGCUUUUACGCAAACAAAUAUCCGAGGCGAUAUAGUUUGAAAAAUUAUUUAUUUUAAUUGAGUACUGAAUAAAUGAUAUUCUAUGAUAUAUAUGUACCAUUUAAGAUUAAAACAUAUGUGAUAUAACAGUAGUAUAAUAAUUAAGUUUUAUAUAAAUAUUAUAAAAUUAUUAUGUUUUUUUUCCGUACUGUAUGUGCGUAUAGUGGUAAAUGCAUUUAGUACAAUAAUUAUUAUGUAUACAAAACUUGUAUAGGUUCCACCGAUUUCGGGUUUUUGUGCUAAACUGCUGAUUUUACACUAUUGAUAAUAACAAUAAUAUAAUAAUAUACAGUAGUUGUAAGAUUUUGUUCGGUAAAAUUUGAAAUUAUUGUUGUAUAUUUCUUUGUAUUGUACAGUGGUAUUUUUAUUUUUCAACUAAUCAACUUUUUUUUAGUUUUAUAAAAAGUCUGUACAGAUAAAUACUUGUGAUGUGAUAAAAUAUUUUACGCGUAUUUUAUGGCGAAUCGCGUUAUUAUAUAUUUUGUAAUUUUUUUGUUUUCCAGUUAUUUAUUAAUUUGUAUUUUGUUAUUUUUGCACGUUUUGAAUUAUUAUGUAAUAUAUUAUGUGUAUAAU
This is a messenger RNA of Cinara cedri, 14900 nucleotides long. Lineage: Eukaryota; Metazoa; Arthropoda; Insecta; Hemiptera; Aphididae. The record is from the annotation of a GenBank genome assembly.